AUGCCAGGUUUCAUCCUCAAGUUGACGGCCAUCUUGGUCGUGGGGCUGGGCGCUUUGCUUUACCAAGCACAACUGCCACGCAUGAUCAGUCUCGCCCUGGGCCUCGGCCAGACUAGUGCUCCCCUCAGCGCCUACCCGUACACGUGCCGCAGGCUUCACCACGAGCGCCUCAAAGCCUGUGAGGACAUGUGGCUCUCAGAGGCGACGCGGCAACUGUUUCUAGCAUGCUCGGAUCCUUUAGCCAGGUCAGCGUGGGCACCGAGCCAGGGCAGCCUUGAUGUAUCAGGACGGAGUUUGAAUGACGCAAUCAUCGUAAUCGAUGUAGAUGACCUUCCCGCAGGUCCCGAUGUCACCAGAUUGCGCGUCUUGUCCAUGCCCGGGUUCGCAGGUACCAAUGGAGAUGGCCUUCUCAAUGUUGCUGGAUUCGGGGCAACCGACGACGACGAAGUGGACAGUAUCCGCCUCUGGAUUGUUAAUGAGAGGCCAUCUCUUAAUCUCACCAAUGGAGAGAUCUCGGAGCAAUCCAAGUAUGGGGCCAACACCACGAUCGAGCUGUUUCGAGCUGGACCGAGGGCCAACCAUAUGGAGCAUCUCAAGACAUUCUCGCAUGAGCAGAUUGUCAGCCCGAACAGGAUUGCCCCGGUUGGUGGGAGAACGGAUGCAUUCUACUUUACAAAUGAUCAUGGUACUGCGGCCAAAGUCGGCUGGAGACACCAGCUUUCGCCAAUUCUCGGAACAGGCGAUGUUUCUUUCUGUGAUGGCGAUGCCUGCCGCCAGGUCGUGCCUGGACAAAAGUUCCCCAACGGUUUGAUACGAGGUCGUGAUGGGCUGAUAUAUGUCCCUAGCUCACUACUCGGCACCAUUGAUGUAUACCAACCGCAGCCUGGUGGUGAUCUCGUUAAACUACACACAAUCGAGACUGGAUAUGCGAUCGAUAACCUUAGCCCGGAUCGCGAUGGCCAAAUAUUCGCUGCGGCCAUCACGAACGCGAUCAAGUUUUUUGCAGCUAUAAAUGAUCCUUACAACAAAGAUACGCCUACUGCUGGGCUUAGAAUCACGAAGGAUGCCAACGGAGGAUACAAGGUUACAAAGGUUGUGGAAGACGGUCUGGGUGAGGUCCUGCCCGGAUCUACCACAGUUGUCCACGAUGCGACGACGGGGCGUAUUUUCUUUUCAGGAGUCGUCUCUCCGUAUAUUGCUGUCUGUGAUCGGAUAUAG
Pestalotiopsis fici W106-1 is the source of this 1218-nucleotide messenger RNA. RefSeq lists its product as uncharacterized. The transcript has 4 exons. The coding region runs from base 1 to 1218 and encodes 405 amino acids. NCBI's taxonomy places the organism in Eukaryota, Fungi, Ascomycota, Sordariomycetes, Amphisphaeriales, Sporocadaceae. The record is from RefSeq and is a predicted model, not a curated record.